AUGCAAGCAGUGCUACGCGCCGGUCAGGACCAGCGUCGGGAGCUCCGGGGCGGCGAGCGACGGGCGGCUAGGGCUGAGCGGGGAUAUAAGCCCUAUAACAACCUCACCAGCCCGAAGACUCACCUCAUCUUCCUCCUGCUGCUGCUCCCGACGACGCUGAGCAUCCUCCUCCUCCUCCUCUCCGACAGCCUCGACCGGACGAUCGCAGACGGAUCCAUCUACGGGCUGAUCAACGGCUACCGCACCUCGGUGCAGACGGGCGUGCAAGCGCUCGCCACGCUGCUCAGCACGGUGCAGCUCCUCAUCAUCUGCCGGCUGAUCAACCAAGCGACGCGCAUCCGGUUCGCCCACCGCCACGCGACGCAAAAGACCCAACUCACGACCCUCAGCUUCUGGGCCUCGCUCUCCCCCCCGGCCGCGAACUGGACCCUGCCCCCGCUCCUCGUGUGUGUGACCUUCCUGCUGGCCAACCUCUCCGCCGUGCUCUCCGCCCUCUGGACGGGCGCCCUCACCCCGACCACCACGACCACCACCCACCUCUACCCGCUGCCGAUCCCCUCCUACCGCAACACAAGCUUCAUCCUCGAAUACCUGUCGCAGAUCGACCGCACCGGCCCCACCGCCCGCACCCCGCAGGGCUACUUCACCUACUCCGUGGGGCUCGCGCAGCUGACCGCGCUGAUCUCCUCGGCCAGCAUGGCCACCCCGCUGCUCGCCAACGCCAGCCGCGUGCACCCCAAGCUCGACAACACGGGGUACAGCUACACGGGGCGCUCGUACGGGGUCGGCGCCGCGGUCGGGCUCACCGAUUCCGCCCUGCGGGCCACUUACCCGCACGCCACGGGCUACACCUACCGCGAACCGGGGUACGUCGCCACCGUCGAGUGCACCUACAACCGCUCCACCGCCUUCCGGCUGGAGGAGCUGGGCGAGUACGCGCUGUACGCGGCCCGCGGGCCCUUGCCGGAUACUGUCAACGCGAGUCAGCGGAGCGGCGGCGAGUACUCCGUGUAUACCGGGUAUAGCACACGGACGAUCGUGGCGGUGGGCGUGGCGGCGCAGCCGGUCGCGUACACGCGCCACCGGUAUGUGGCUGUCGCGGCGGGCGGGUAUUAUGUCGGGUUGAAUGCGAGUCAGUGUGUGCUGGUGUUUGAGCCGGAGUGGUUUGAGGUGGUGGUUGGGGUUGCCGGGAAGGAGAUACGGGUUGGGCGGGCGGCGGCAGGGGAUGGUUCUGCUGUUGCGGAUACCACUGCUGCUGCUGCUGCUGCUAGUGCUACAGCUACUGCUACUGCAGCUGUAGGACUAGCUAAGCGCGAUGAUGAUGCAGCAACAACCUCGGGAGAAGGCAACGCGACAGCCGACAUCGACCCCACCAACAAGACCAUCCACGUCGCCAUGCGCCAGCUGGAACUCAUCUCCAACGAUCUGACGAGCUUCUACCGCUCCACCCUGGGCGACGCCUUCAACACCAGUAUCGCCGAUUAUCGCACGUCCACGCCGGCGACGGUGACGGUCGAGGCGUUCCGCGUCGGGUCGCACCCGUACAUCGUCUGUGUGUUCGGGACCUCGCUGGCGCUGCUGCUGGUCGUGGCGGCGGAGAUGGGGCGCACGCGGCUGUGGCGGGGUCUGCCGCGGUGGGAUUACAUGGAGAUGAAGAUGGUCGUGGCGGCGGCGUCGAACGGGGGCCGCGGGAUCGCGGAGCGCGCGGCGGAGAAAGGGUGGGCCGCGGACGAGGUGGGCAGGAUUCCCGUGCGGUUGGUGGGCGGGGAGCAGGUCGCGGGCGGCUGGCGGUUGGUGGUGGAGGAUGGCGUGGAUAAGGAAAUGUUGCUUCUAGAAAGGGGUGGGGAUAGGGAUGGGCGGUGGAUUUAG
Aspergillus brunneoviolaceus CBS 621.78 is the source of this 1869-nucleotide messenger RNA. RefSeq lists its product as uncharacterized. Lineage: Eukaryota; Fungi; Ascomycota; Eurotiomycetes; Eurotiales; Aspergillaceae. The record is from RefSeq and is a predicted model, not a curated record. Bases 1 to 1869 code for a protein of 622 amino acids. The transcript has 3 exons.